Pochonia chlamydosporia 170 is the source of this 876-nucleotide messenger RNA. Its product is annotated as NUDIX hydrolase domain-containing protein. The record is from RefSeq and is a predicted model, not a curated record. NCBI's taxonomy places the organism in Eukaryota, Fungi, Ascomycota, Sordariomycetes, Hypocreales, Clavicipitaceae. Gene Ontology annotation, molecular function: 8-oxo-dGDP phosphatase activity. The transcript has a single exon. The coding region runs from base 1 to 876 and encodes 291 amino acids.
AUGAACAUUUUAAAAUGGCCAGCGAUAUUUGAAAUUGACCAUGAAACCCGCCGCAUCAAUCUCUCACAGCCUCCUGAUGGCACCUGCGGGUCAGCUUACAGAAAGGAUGCUUUCCAGCAGAUUGUGGACGAGGCCAUUGAUGAGGGCCGGUUUGCCACGCUAAACGGGUCACAUAGCGAGUAUUUUCUCAUCCCAGGGGCACAAGAACGCGUUGAGGUCGAGAGAUACGCAGCUCCUCUAUUCGGUAUUGCUUUCCGGGCCGUCCAUUGCACCGCAUUUGUGAGGACACCCAACCAAGGUCUUCUAAUAUGGGUUGCGCGUCGGAGCAGGUCAAUUUUUAUGUUCCCUGGCAUGCUAGACAGCACAUCCGCUGGUGGUAUCAAGUCCUACCGUACGCCGCUAGAAUCUAUACUUGACGAAUUAAUGGAGGAAGCUUCCCUGCCAAGAACCCUGGUUAGGUCCCGAAUCCAAAGCGUUGGCGUCGUCACCGUAGGCAACUGCGACCCUAAUACAAAGCUAUGCAGAUUCGAGGCAUUAUAUGUAUACGAUUUGGAGCUAGGCACCAAUGGAACUUUAGAAAAGCCCCGCAUUGGAAAAGAUGGUGAGGUUGAAGAGUUCCUGCUCAUGGAUUGCGGAGAGAUCAUGACGAGAAUGAGGGCGGGUGAAUUUAAACCCAAUGUCUGUCUCGUGAUGAUAGAUUUCCUGAUCCGACAUGGAAAGAUUACGCCUGACAGUGAAGUGCAAUACGUGGAUCUAUGUACGCGGCUAAGGAGGAAGCUACCCAUGCCUUUGGUGCCUGAUUUUUUUGACGCUGUCAGAAGUGAGUCUCCGAAGCCUAGUCAGUUAUUGGGCGAUAGUGAUAUAAAUCCGAGCUGA